AUGGCUGGACCGUUGGAGCAAGAUCCCGGAUGGCAAUUUCUUCGCCAAAGUCAAGAGCAGAUGCUCGCGGCAUCGACAAAGAAAUUCGAUUCGAAGAAAAAUGUGUGGAUCGCUGACGCAGAAGAGGGCUUUAUCGCCGCUGAAAUCCAGGCGACAAAGGGAGAUCAACUUACUGUUGUUACCAGUAAUGGAGCCGAGAAAACUCUCAAAAAGGACGAUGUGCAACAAAUGAAUCCACCAAAAUACGAGAAAACUGAGGACAUGGCGAAUCUGACUUUUCUCAACGACGCCUCCGUUUUGCACAAUCUUCGACAACGCUAUUACGCCAUGAUGAUUUAUACGUACUCUGGAUUGUUCUGUGUGGUGAUCAAUCCGUAUAAAAGGCUUCCAAUUUAUUCGGAAAAUGUCUGCAAGAUGUUCAUCGGAAGACGACGAAACGAGAUGCCUCCUCAUCUAUUUGCCGUCGCUGACGAAGCAUAUAGAAAUAUGACUAACGAUCGUGAAAAUCAAUCAAUGUUGAUUACUGGCGAAUCGGGAGCCGGAAAAACGGAAAAUACGAAAAAAGUGAUCUCCUAUUUUGCCUAUGUGGGAGCAAGUCAAAGCUCUGCUCCGAAACAAAAGGACAACAAGAAUGCUUCGAUCGAGGAUCAAAUCGUUCAAACGAAUCCCGUGCUUGAAGCUUUUGGAAACGCGAAGACCGUCCGUAAUAACAAUUCGUCUCGUUUCGGAAAAUUCAUUCGUAUUCAUUUCAAUGCUGCUGGAAAGCUUGCCGGAGCUGACAUCGAACAUUAUCUUCUUGAGAAAUCUCGUGUAAUCAAGCAGGCACCAGGAGAACGAUGUUAUCAUAUUUUCUAUCAAAUCUAUUCCGAUGCAAUCAAAGGAAUGAGAGAUCGUCUCCUUCUCGUCCGCCCGUUGAAAGAUUAUCAUUUCGUCGCCCAAGCCGAAUUGACCAUCGAUGGUGUUGAUGAUAAAGAAGAAAUGAUGCUCACUGAUGAAGCUUUUGAUAUUAUGAAGUUUACACAGCGCGAAAAAGACGAGCUUUUUGCUGUGACAGCCGGAAUAAUGCAUAUGGGUGAGAUGAGAUUCAAGCAAAGACCUCGCGAAGAACAAGCUGAAGUUGAGGAUUGUGCUGAAGGAGAACUCGCGUGUAAACUCUACAAAUGUGACUUCGAGAAAUUUGUGCAAGCUUUGCUUAAACCAAGAGUCAAGGUCGGCACCGAGUGGGUGAACAAAGGACAAAAUCUUGAGCAGGUGAACUGGGCCAUUGGUGCACUGGCAAAAGCGUUGUACGCACGAAUGUUCGGUUGGCUCAUCAAAAGAUGCAACAAAACGUUGGAUGCUCAAGAUCUCUCGAGAGAUUACUUUAUUGGAGUGCUGGACAUUGCCGGUUUUGAGAUUUUCGAUCUUAAUUCUUUCGAACAAUUGUGGAUCAAUUUUGUGAACGAGAGACUCCAGCAAUUCUUCAAUCAUCACAUGUUCGUUCUCGAGCAAGAAGAAUAUCAAAGAGAGGGCAUCAAAUGGGAGUUUAUCGAUUUCGGAUUAGAUCUCCAAGCGUGCAUUGAGCUCAUCGAAAAGCCACUUGGUAUCAUUUCGAUGCUCGAUGAAGAAUGCAUUGUGCCAAAGGCUACCGAUUUGACUUUGGCUCAAAAACUGAACGAUCAGCACCUUGGCAAACAUCCGAAUUUCCAGAAGCCAAAACCGCCAAAGGGAAAACAGUCAGAAGCUCAUCUGGCAAUCGUCCACUAUGCUGGCACUGUGCGCUACAAUGUGAAAGGAUGGCUGGAGAAAAAUAAGGAUCCUCUCAACGACACGGCUGUAACAAUUCUGAAAGUGAACAAAGAUAACGAAUUGAUGUCAGAGCUUUGGUCAAAUUAUGAUACACAAGAGGAUAUUGCAAAUGCGGCAAAGGACGGCAAAAAAGCAGCACCGGGGAAGAAAAAAGGUAAAUCAGCGUCAUUCCAAACGGUUUCAAUGAUGUACAGAGAGUCACUCACAAAGCUCAUGAGCAUGCUUCAUCAGACUCAUCCUCAUUUCAUUCGUUGCAUCAUUCCAAACGAGCAAAAGAAAUCUGGAAUGAUUGAGGCAAAUCUCGUGCUGAAUCAAUUGACAUGCAACGGUGUUUUGGAGGGAAUUCGAAUUUGUCGAAAAGGUUUCCCGAAUCGUAUGCCAUACCCUGAUUUCAAGCAAAGAUAUGGUCCAUUGGCUCCGGAUGAAGCUUCCGAUGGGGAUGCGAAUAGAGCCGGAGAAAAAGUUAUGGCAAGACUUGUGCAAAAAGGACAAGUUAAAAUUGAUGAUUAUCGAAUUGGAAAAACGAAGAGUGCAACGGAUGAUAUAGCUGCCGGGAAAGCUGUCACUGAAGAGCUUUCGAAGAAAAAUGCCCUUAAACCAGAGGAAUUUCAACUUGGACAGACAAAGGUUUUCUUCAAGGCCGGUGUUCUGGCGCAUUUGGAAGAAUUGAGAGACGAAGCUCUUUCCGUUAUCAUGACAAAAUUCCAAAGUGCUUGUCGACAUUAUUUGGCGUUGUGCGAGUACAAAAGACUUGUCGAUCAAAAGGUUGGAUUGGUUGUUGUUCAAAGGAAUGUUCGUGCUUGGUGUACACUCCGAAGUUGGCACUGGUUUUCUCUUUUCUCACGCGUUAAACCACUCAUCAAAGGAAACAAAAAAGAUGAAGAAUUCGAGGCGCUCGAGAAAAGAUGUAAAGAACUUGAAGAUAACUACUCAAAAGAGGAAAGAUCGCGAAAAGAUUUGGAAUCCGAAGUGGCGAGACUUCAUUCCGAAAAACAGGCACUUGCAAUGCAAUUAGAACAAGAGAAAGAUUCAUCGGCUGAAGGAGAAGAAAGAAGUGCCAAAUUGCUUGCACAAAAGGCGGAUCUUGAAAAAAGGAAUGGAGAUCUCAACGAUCAGCUUGGUGAUCAAGAGGACAAAUAUAAUGCUUUGCAGAAAAUGAAGAAAAAGGUCGAAAGCGACAAUGAUAGCUUGAAGAAAAAUGUUCAAGAUUUAGAAACAACCAUCAAAAAACAAGAAUCGGAAAAACAAACGAAAGAUCAUCAAAUUCGUUCACUUCAAGACGAAAUCUCAAGUCAAGAUGAAGUGAUUGCAAAGAUUACGAAAGAGAGAAAACAUCAAGAAGAGGUCAAUCGAAAGCUUCUCGAGGAUAUUCAAGCCGAAGAGGACAAGGUUAACCACUUGAACAAGAUGAAGAGCAAAUUGGAGAGCACUCUUGAUGAAUUGGAGGACAACUUGGAGAGAGAACGUCGUCAACGCCAAGACAUCGAAAAGCAACGUCGCAAAUUGGAGGGCGAACUUAAGAUGUCACAAGAAACAAUCGAGGAAUUGACACGAAUUCGCCAUGAACAAGAGGCGGCUUUGAAGAAAAAAGAUAUCGAGAUUCACAACAUCACAAGUCGACUCGAAGAUGAGCAAUCAUUGGUGAACAAAUUGCAAAAACAGAUCAAAGAGCUACUUGCGAGAAUUCAAGAGCUUGAAGAGGAACUUGAUGCCGAAAGGAAUGCUCGAGCAAAGGCUGAACGAGCUCGUGCCGAUAUGCAAUUGGAAUUGGAAGAGUUGGGCGAUCGUUUAGAUGAAGCUGGUGGAAAUACACAAGCACAAAUGGAGUUGAAUAAGAAAAGAGAAGCUGAAUUGCAGAAACUUCGGCAUGAUUUGGAAGAAGCAAGCAUUGUACAAGAGCAAGCAAUGUCUGGACUCCGAAAGAAACAUUCCGAUGCGGUCGCUGAAUUGACCGAACAAUUGGAGACUGUGCAAAAGAUUCGAGCGAAAUUGGAAAAAGAUAAGGCUUUGAUUCAUCGGGAAGCUGAAGAACUUCAAAAUCAGAUGGAUAUUGAAGGAAAACAGAGACAAAAUGCUGAACGUUUGGCAAAACAAUUGGAGGCACAACUCACUGAGCUGCAGCUUCGAAGUGAUGAGCAACAGAGAACAAAUCAAGAGCUUCAAUCACAAAAGAGCCGUUUACACACAGAGAAUGCCGAUUUGAAUAGACAAUUGGAAGAUGCUGAAUCUCAACUUGCUCAAUUGAAUCGAAUCAAGAGUCAAUUAAACACUCAAUUAGAAGAAUUGAAGAGACAACUUGAACAAGAAGCAAGAGAACGACAACAAGCACAUGUACAGGCAUCAAACUAUCAACUUGAAUGCCAACAACUUCGUGAAUCGCUUGAAGAAGAACAAGAUGCAAAGACGGAAUUGCAAAGACUUAUUUCAAAGGCGAAUGCGGAGGCUCAACAAUGGCGUGCUCGAUAUGAAGGAGAGGGAAUGAAUCGAGCCGAAGAACUCGAAGAGGCUAGACGCCGUCUCCAAACAAAACUCAACGAAAUGCAAGAGACGAUCGAAUCCCAUAUUCAAAAGAUUUCUUCACUCGAAAAAGCCAGACAACGACUGACUCAAGAACUCGAAGAUGCUCAAGUUGAUGCGGAUCGGGCAAACUCGAUCGCUAGUUCGCUUGAGAAGAAACAAAAAGGAUUCGACAAAGUGAUUGAUGAAUGGAAACGCAAAUGUGAUUCCCUCGUGCAAGAGCUCGAUUCGGCGCAAAGAGAUCAUCGAAACUCGAGUACUGAAGUGUUCCGUUUGAAGAAUCAACUCGAAGAAGCACAUGAACAAGUGGAUGGUGUUCGCCGCGAAAAUAAAGCUCUUGCUCAAGAGCUUAAAGAUAUUGCUGAUCAAUUGGGAGAAGGAGGGAAAAGUGUUCACGAUUUGCAGAAAAUUCGAAGACGUUUGGAAGUGGAAAAAGAAGAACUGCAACAAGCAUUGGAAGAAGCUGAAUCAGCUUUGGAAGCUGAAGAAAACAAGGUGAUGCGAGCUCAAGUUGAAUUGAGUCAAGUGAGAAGCGAAAUCGAAAAGAGAAUUCAUGAAAAAGAAGAAGAAUUCGAAAACACAAGAAAGAAUCACGCUCGAGCACUUGAAUCAAUGCAAGCCAGUUUGGAAACGGAAAGUCGAGGCCGAGCUGAAUUGUUGCGAAUGAAAAAGAAACUCGAGACGGAUAUCAAUGAACUUGAAGUGGCGCUUGAUCAUGCAAAUAAGGCGAAUGUCGAAUCUCAAAAAGCGAUGAAACGCUAUGUGGACACGGUGAAGGAUUUGCAGAUGCAAGUCGACGACGAGCAACGAAUUCGCGAAGAGCUUAAAGAUCAGGCACACAUCGCCGAACGAAGAGCCCAGAUUCUUCAAUCCGAAAAAGAAGAUCUUGUGAAUGCUUAUGAACAGGCGGAACGAGCUCGACGACAAAUCGAAUUGGAAACUCAUGAAAUCAAAGAAUCGGCCACAUCUCUUGCGGCCACAAAUGCCGCUUUAACUGCACAUAAGAGAAAAUUGGAAGGCGAGAUUCAGCAACUUCAAUCCGAAGUCACCGAGGCUUUGGGAGAAUUGAAAGAUGCGGAUGAUCGGCAAAAGAAAGCGAUUCAAGAUGCUGCUCGUCUGGCCGAGGAACUCCGUCAAGAACAAGACCAUUCAAACGGAAUCGAACGACAGAGAAAAGGACUUGAAUCGCAGCUCAAAGAGACUCAAGGUCGAUUGGAAGAAGCCGAAGCGCACGCAAUGAAAGGAGGAAAGAGAAAUAUUCAAAAGCUUCAAGAUAGAAUUCGCGAAUUGGAAAUGGAAUUGGACAAUGAGAAUCGCCGUCACGGAGAAACGGCAAAGAAUUACAGAAACAAGGACAGAAGAUGCAGAGAAUUGCAAUUCCAGGUUGAUGAGGACAAGAAAACGGCUGAGCGAAUGUACGAUUUGGUGGAGAAAUUGCAAACAAAGAUCAAAACUUAUAAGAGACAAAUCGAAGAAGCGGAAGGCCUUGCAACAACGAAUUUGAACAAAUAUCGUCAAAUGCAACAUCAACUUGAGGAUGCCCAAGAGAGAGCUGAAGCCGCAGAGAACAGUCUUCAGAAGUUCCGUAUCAAGAGUCGAUCGGGAUCCGUUGUUUUUGGGAGAGGACUCUCGCAUUCGAUGUCAACCGCAGCAGUGACUCUUGGUCGAGGUGGUUCUCGAUCGGUUCUCGAUGAAGAAUACGCUCAAGAUGAA
Mesorhabditis belari is the source of this 6018-nucleotide messenger RNA. NCBI's taxonomy places the organism in Eukaryota, Metazoa, Nematoda, Chromadorea, Rhabditida, Rhabditidae. The record is from the annotation of a GenBank genome assembly.